UCCUGCACAGCGCUGUCAGCGGAGCAGCUGACACAACUGGUCAGAAAUGGCUGCCACCGGAGUCCUUCCCUUCAUCAGGGGGGUCGAUCUCAGUGGAAACGACUUCAAAGGAGGGUAUUUCCCUGAGCAUGUCAAGUGUAUGAGCAGCCUUCGAUGGCUGAAGCUGAACAGAACCGGACUUUGUUACCUCCCAGAGGAGCUGGCCUCCCUCCAGAAGUUGGAACAUCUUUCAGUGAGUCACAACAGUCUGACCACCUUACAUGGAGAGCUUUCCAGCUUACCAAACCUGCGGGCGGUGGUAGCCAGAGCCAACAACCUGAAAAACUCUGGAGUCCCAGAUGACAUCUUUCUGCUUGAUGACCUGUCUGUGCUGGAUCUGAGCUACAAUCAGCUGACAGAGAUCCCCCGGGAACUGGAGAACAGCAGGAACAUGCUGGUCCUGAAUCUGAGCCACAACGGCAUCGAUUCCAUCCCCAACCAGCUGUUCAUCAACCUGACAGACCUGCUGUAUCUGGACCUGAGCGACAACAAGCUGGACAGCCUCCCGCCUCAGAUGAGACGCCUGGUGCACCUGCAGACUCUCAUUCUCAACAACAACCCCCUGAUGCAUGCCCAGCUGCGCCAGCUUCCAGCCAUGGUAGCGCUGCAGACCCUUCACCUGAGGAACACCCAGAGGACCCAGAGCAACAUGCCGACCAGCCUGGAGGGACUGACGCUUUUAGCCGAUGUCGAUCUUUCAUGUAAUGACCUUACUCGGGUGCCGGAGUGCCUCUAUUCCCUCGGGAGUCUGAAGAGACUCAACCUGAGCAGUAAUCAGAUUUCUGAACUGUCCCUGUGCAUCGAUCAAUGGACUCAGCUGGAAACACUUAACCUGAGUCGCAACCAGCUCACCUCACUGCCUUCUGCCAUCUGCAAGCUGUCCAAAUUAAAGAAACUGUAUGUCAAUUCUAACAAACUGGACUUUGAUGGGGUUCCACCAGGCGUGGGCAAACUCGCCAGCCUCACCGAGUUCAUGGCUGCAAAUAACAACCUGGAACUAAUUCCAGAGGGACUCUGCAGGUGUGGCAAACUCAAGAAGCUCGUCCUGAAUAAAAACCGCCUGGUGACUCUGCCCGAGGCCAUUCACUUCCUCACAGACCUGGAGGUAUUGGAUGUACGUGAGAACCCAAACCUGGUGAUGCCUCCAAAGCCAGUGGACCGAGGAGCCGAGUGGUACAACAUCGACUUCUCCCUCCAGAACCAGCUGCGCCUGGCCGGAGCGUCGCCUGCUACUGUGGCGGCUGCAGGGGGAGGAGCCAGCCCCAGAGAUCACUUGGCGAGGAAGAUGAGGUUAAGGAGGAGGAAGGAUUGUUCUCAGGACGAUCAAGCAAAGCAGGUCCUGAAGGGCAUGAGUGACGUUGCACAAGAGAAGAAGAACAUGGAGGAGAACGGAGACUUAAAAUAUGGAGAUUUAAAAAUUCGCCGAUGGGACAAGAGUCUAGAGAAACCUCAGCUGGAUUACUCUGAGUUCUACAUGGAGGACGUGGGACAGGUGCCGGGUGUAGCAGUGUGGCAGAUAGAGAACUUCAUUCCUGUGCAGGUGGAUGAAACUUUCCAUGGCAAGUUCUAUGAAGCUGACUGUUACAUCAUCCUCAAGACGUUCCUGGAUGAUAACGGAGCAUUAAACUGGGAGAUCUACUACUGGAUCGGUCAGGAGGCCACUCUCGACAAGAAAGCUGGCUCCGCCAUUCACGCUGUCAACCUCCGAAACUGCCUGGGAGCGGAGUGCAGGACGAUCCGGGAAGAGAUGGGAGACGAGAGCGAAGAGUUCAGCGCCGUAUUUAAUAAUGAGAUUUCCUACAUCGAGGGAGGAACAGCCAGUGGAUUUUACACUGUGGAAGACACAAAUUACCCUGUCAGAUUUUACAGAGUCUACGGCAAGAAAAACAUCAGACUGGAGUCUGUUCCCGUCAAGGCCUCCUCCCUCGACCCCCGCUACGUGUUCCUGCUGGAUACAGGGUUGGAAAUCUUCAUCUGGAGAGGAGCCAACGCCACUCUGGCAGGCACGACGAAGGCCAGGUUAUUUGCUGAAAAGAUCAAUAAGAAUGAGCGUAAAGGGAAGGCAGAGCUUGUAACCCUGGGUCAGAACCAGGAGCCUCCGGGCUUCUGGGAGGUGCUGGGAGGACAACCGGAGGAGAUCAGGAAGCACGUACCCGACGAUUUCUCCCCCGUCAGACCCAAGCUUUACAAAGUGGGCCUGGGUCUCGGCUACCUUGAGCUGCCUCAGAUUAACUACAAGCUGUCGGUCGAGCACAAAGACCACAAGGUCAAGCUGGACACCCUGCCGGAGCUCAGACUGCUGCAGUCUCUGUUGGACACCAAAGGCGUUUACCUGCUGGACUGCUGGUCGGACGUCUUCAUCUGGAUCGGGAAGAAGUCCCCCCGUCUCGUCCGAGCUGCAGCCUUGAAACUGGGCCAGGAGAUCUGCUCCAUGCUGCACCGGCCCAAACACGCCUGCGUCACCCGCAACCUGGAGGGGACGGAGAGCCAGGUGUUCAAAUCCAAGUUUAAGAACUGGGAUGACGUACUGAAGGUGGACUACACCAGAGCUGCCGAGACGGUGCAACAGACCGAUAACCUGCAGGGCAAGGUGAAGAAGGAUGCGGAGCAGAAAGACCAGAUGAAAGCCGACCUGACGGCGCUCUUCCUCCCCAGGCAGCCGGCCAUGCCCCUCACUGAGGCCGAGCAGCUGACGGAGGAGUGGAACGAGGACCUGGAUGGCAUGGAAGGAUUCGUGCUGGAGGGAAAGAAGUUUGCCCGCUUGCCCGAAGAGGAGUUUGGACACUUCUUCACGCAGGACUGCUACGUCUUCCUCUGCAGAUACUGGGUGCCAGUGGAGUAUGAGGACGAUGACGACGAGAAGAAGGAGAAGAAAGAGGGUGAAGGUGGCAGAGGAGGAAGAGGAGGAGGAGGAGCAGGAGCAGGGGGAGGAGGAGGAGGUGAUGACGAGGAGGACGACAAACAGCCCGAGGAGGAUUUCCAGUGUGUGGUGUAUUUCUGGCAGGGCAGGCAGGCCUCCAACAUGGGCUGGCUCACCUUCACCUUCUCCCUGCAGAAGAAGUUCGAGAGUCUUUUCCCUGGAAAACUGAAGGUGGUCCGGAUGACCCAGCAGCAGGAAAACCUCAAGUUCCUGUCGCAUUUCAAGAGGAAGUUCAUCAUCCACAAGGGGAAGCGGAAGCUGAAGUCGGACUCGGCCCAGCCGUCGCUCUACCAGAUCCGAACCAACGGCAGCGCGCUCUGCACCAGGACCAUCCAGAUCGCUACGGAUUCAGGAAACCUCAACUCAGAGUUCUGCUUCAUACUCAAGGUACCGUUUGAGAGCACGGACAAUCAGGGCAUCGUUUACAGCUGGGUGGGCCGCGCCGCCGACCCCGACGAGGCCAAGCUGGCCGAGGACGUCAUGAACUCCAUGUUUGAUGACACGUACAGCAAACAGGUAAUUAAUGAGGGGGAGGAGCCGGAGAACUUCUUCUGGGUGGGGAUUGGCUCCCAGAAACAGUACGAUGAAGAUGCAGAUUACAUGAAGCACGCUCGGCUCUUCAGGUGCUCCAACGAGAAGGGAUAUUUCUCCGUGUCGGAGAAGUGCUCGGACUUCUGUCAGGACGACUUGGCCGACGAUGACAUCAUGCUGCUGGACAACGGCAAAGAGGUGUAUAUGUGGGUCGGCACCCAGACCAGCCAGGUGGAGAUCAAACUCAGCCUUAAAGCCUGCCAGGUUUACAUCCAGCACGUUCGCUCUAAAGAGACCGAACAGCCCAGGAAGCUGCGUCUGGUGAGGAAGGGAAACGAGCCUCACUGCUUCACCCGCUGCUUCCACGCCUGGGGCGCCUUCAAGACUCCGCCUUCUUAGUCCAAACUCUGCAAAUCACACGCACGCACACGUCAUAUCAAUUUGCUGCCAAAAAGAUAAGGAUGUCUAAGCUUAGCCCUGCGUCGCCUGAGAAUCUGUCCCUCUGUCCCAUCCAGCUCUUAGAUCUUAAUCCGGACAGACUCACCAGCUGAUAAAUGCUGACUGACUGCAGCAAUAUACCAUCUCGCAGGCCUAAAUAUAUCUGCUGAAAGAGAGAAGAGAAUCAUCUUUUCACAUAAAAAUAAGUCAGGAGCAUACAGAGAAUUUAUAAAAACUAAGGGAAACUACGUCUCCCAACAUAUCCAUGGUUUUUUGCUGCUUUCACGUGUUCUGCGCUCCACGUCUCCAGUGGACGGGCCUCACUACUAUAAACAAGUCUCCAUCCUUGGUGCCAUUUAUGCAGCUUAAAGGGAAGCAGUUAGAGGCGACUUUUGAUGUUUGUUCUUUUUUUUUAACAGUUUCUGUUAGUUUUAUCAUUGAGGGACUGGACAAAGAACAUUGCUGUAAUUGUUUUUGCCGAAGAAUGUCAGUUUACAAAUGUAUAUUUUGGUGGAAUGUGUCUCCCCGUGCGUCUCCCCACGAGGCUUCCCUUCUGCUCCCCGGUCCGUGCCGUCACUGCUUUCCUUUCGAGCGCUGCGACCGCAAGAGGAAACUCGAUGGGAGACCGUUUCUGUCAAGCGGUUCUCGUGUCAGACGGUUAUCGUUUUAACGAUGAGAAAGUGUGAUGGUUGCAUUUAUUUGUCCAAAGAAAUCCUGUGGAGGUCUGAGUGCAAGUUUUACAUGCGGGACAGAAGUUUGAAUGUGCAAUCGGAGCCUGGGAUGUUUCCGACACAGAUUCUGUUACGGGCUGCACUUGACUUAUCAGGAUGUUUGUUUCGGGAGAUGAUAAUAAAGCACAACAUCUUUUCUGUUUAAACGUUUUAGUCGGACGGAUCAGAGCGCAUUAAUGGGAGAUCACAUCAGACUCGUCUUCAUUAGCGCAGGGACUUGUGCUUUUGCUGAUGGUAGCUCAGUUCCACCAGUAUAAUCUUAAAUAACCGCAGCGCUUGUGAUCAUGUGACCUGAGCAGCGAGCAGGCAUCAGUUGCAUUCACACUUGGCUGCAGCAUGUAUCGUUUUUAUUUCUUUGUGUGGGGGUGAACCGUAUGCCUGAGAGUGAGUCUUGCACACAUCUGUGUAUAUUUGAAUAUGUGCACAAGCUCCUAAUGCCACCUGCAGAUGCUUUAUUUAUGUAUUUUAUAUAUAAAAAUAAAAAGUCAC
Messenger RNA from Cololabis saira (Pacific saury), 5148 nucleotides. RefSeq names its product FLII actin remodeling protein (gene flii). The coding region runs from base 47 to 3889 and encodes 1280 amino acids. Gene Ontology annotation, molecular function: actin filament binding; phosphatidylinositol-4,5-bisphosphate binding. The transcript has 31 exons. Lineage: Eukaryota; Metazoa; Chordata; Actinopteri; Beloniformes; Belonidae. The record is from RefSeq and is a predicted model, not a curated record. Gene Ontology annotation, cellular component: nucleus; actin cytoskeleton; cytoplasm. Gene Ontology annotation, biological process: actin filament severing; actin polymerization or depolymerization; myofibril assembly.